AUGCAGCUAUCGGAAAAUGGUAGACAUCUGGGGAUUUUGCUGCACAAUAAGGACCUGCACGUAUUCAAAAAUGCCGUGGAGAUCAGUGUGGUUCAGAAUGUUGAGUUGUUUAGUAUAUCAGACAGUUUUUACAGCAUUACAACAAAGGAGGAGACUAAGGUAUUUAGCUUUGAAGAAAACACUGCGGUUUUUGAGUUUAAGUGUGCCGCAAAGUUCUUAUUUUCCUUCAGCUCGCUUAUCAUCAUGGUUACUGAAAAAUUAGAAUGCCAAAAAAUACUUGUUUUUAGAAACAACAAAGCCCAUGCUAUUUUAUCGUUGCCCAAUAUCUACAGAGCAGUGGUUGAGAGUACAGAGAGCGAGAACCAAUUUCUUCUACUUGUUGAUACGGAGUACACAAAGAAUAGCUACUAUGCAGAGUCCUCUCUGUUUCUGUUGUCUUUUGCAGAUGCCGAUCAGGUGGCUGCAUCGUGUGCCAAGAAUGAGGGCUCCACAGACAUAUGCAUCCCUGAAUUGACAACAAGGUCAGAAGAUUUUGUCGUCAUUCAAUAUAGAGGCUUGAACAAAAUACACAAGUCUGGAUUUUUAAAAGAUUCGUUCUAUGUGUGCUUUGGCGACCAACCGGCAUUGCUGUUCCAAUUUGAUCUAAAAGGCAAACUACAGAAGAAGUAUCCAAAAUCAGUUAGAAACACAGCCAUUUUCAACUCUAGGGAAAAUAGACUCAUAAAUGCAGGUCUUGGCAACCUUCCGGGAACUAUUGAGGUGUAUUGCAACAGUGAAUGCACGUGCUCCUUUGAAAUGCUGGGUGCGUCUAUUGUUUCGUGGCUAAAUAACGACAGCUAUUUUUUGGUUGCUAUUACAAACUACUUCAAAUCUCAAAACAAAAUAGUGAUAUAUGAUUAUUAUGGCAAUGCUCUCGAGGAAAUGGAAUGCAAAUCUCUCAUAGAUGUCCGUGUGUAUGGCCAGAUAGAAAAGGAAGCAGCAGUGGAUCCGCCAAAAGAAGCGGUGAAGAUAAAGCCUGUAUCUGCAUAUGUGCCUCCACACUUGCAGAACAAGAUUGUUGAGUCAGCCAAGGCUAAGGAGCCUGCAAAGAAAGCGACGAGAACCAAGCGACGAGAUAAAGAAGCCGUUGAGAAAGAGCUAAGCGAGUGUUUGAAGUUGAGAGAAAGACUUAGAAACGGCGAGGAGCUAUCGCUAGAAGAGGAAAACAAGAUAUUCAAAAUUAAGAGCCUUGAAGAGGAACUCAAGGUGCUAUCGAGCAAUUAA
Vittaforma corneae ATCC 50505 is the source of this 1263-nucleotide messenger RNA. RefSeq lists its product as uncharacterized. Gene Ontology annotation, molecular function: tRNA binding; mRNA binding; translation initiation factor activity. Gene Ontology annotation, biological process: translational initiation. Lineage: Eukaryota; Fungi; Microsporidia; Nosematidae. The transcript has a single exon. Gene Ontology annotation, cellular component: cytosolic small ribosomal subunit. The coding region runs from base 1 to 1263 and encodes 420 amino acids. The record is from RefSeq and is a predicted model, not a curated record.